Durio zibethinus is the source of this 2715-nucleotide messenger RNA. RefSeq names its product serine/threonine protein phosphatase 2A 57 kDa regulatory subunit B' beta isoform-like. Gene Ontology annotation, cellular component: protein phosphatase type 2A complex. Gene Ontology annotation, molecular function: protein phosphatase regulator activity. Lineage: Eukaryota; Viridiplantae; Streptophyta; Magnoliopsida; Malvales; Malvaceae. The record is from RefSeq and is a predicted model, not a curated record. Gene Ontology annotation, biological process: signal transduction.
AGAGGAUUAAUUUCUUACCAUUUUUUAAAGCUUUCCUUCCCAUAAGUACCCUCCGCAUUCCUCACUCUCCCUCCCCUCUUUUUAUUUAAUUUUUAUUUUUUGUGGUUUUUUUCUUAAAUUGGGCUGUCCACUGAUCGGCGGAACACCACCACCGUUAGAUCAGCUGACUACAUUUCAGAGACCUGCCUUUUCAGAUGACUCGCUCCAAUUUACCGAUCAAUCAACAGUGACAAAGUCCAAUAAAACCGAUGGAAAACCCCCCUUCUCCUUUUCUAAUCUAAAAUCCUUCCUCUCUUCAGAUCCUUUUUUUUUUUUUAAUUUUCUUUCUUAGAGGGCAAUUAUUCCAUGCAUGCCGUUCAACUGAGGCCUCAAAAUCACCUCCGUCGAAUUCCUAAUCCCUAGCUCGAUUAGUCAGCCUAAUCCUUGUUAGGUUUUUAUUUUUUUUGGGGUUCACAAUGUUGAAGAAAAUUAUGAAAGGAGGGCAUCGGAAGCCUUCCAAAUCGGAUGCAACGGAUGCAUCUUUAUACGGGUUCGGUCCGCCAGGUUCCCGCAAUCCCGCGUCGGGUCCAACCCCCAAUGUGGUCGUCAACCACGCAUCCAGGGCCGGACCUAACACACCAGGCCCAAAUUCCGGCGUCCCUAUGGUCCCACCCCCGAUGGGCACUGUCGAACCCUUGCCGUUAUUCCGAGACGUCCCCGUUUCGGAGAGACAAAAUCUAUUCAUGCGAAAAUUACAGAUUUGUUGCUUCCAAUUCGAUUUCUCCAAUACCUUAAAGUCGGUACGAGAAAAAGAAAUCAAACGGCAAAUGUUGCUGGAACUCGUCGAUUUUAUUCAAUCCGGUUCGGGAAAAAUCACGGAGAUGUGUCAGGAAGAGAUGAUUAAAAUGGUCGGAAUCAACAUUUUCCGGUGCCUCCCUCCGGCAUCUCACGAAAACACGGGACAAGAAGCCACUGAUCCUGAAGAAGAGGAACCCUAUUUGGAACCCUCGUGGCCGCAUUUACAGCUUGUUUACGAGCUUCUUUUGAGAUAUGUCGUGUCUUCGGAUACAGACACUAAGGUUGCGAAGAGAUACAUUGAUCAUUCGUUUGUUUUGAAGUUGCUUGAUUUGUUUGAUUCGGAGGAUCCCAGGGAAAGAGAGUAUUUGAAAACAAUUCUUCAUAGGAUUUAUGGUAAAUUCAUGGUGCAUCGUCCGUUUAUUAGGAAGGCGAUAAAUAAUAUUUUCUAUAGGUUUAUAUAUGAAACGGAGAGGCAUAGCGGGAUCGGCGAGCUUUUGGAGAUUCUAGGAAGUAUUAUUAAUGGUUUCGCCUUGCCUAUGAAAGAGGAACAUAAGUUGUUCCUUGUGAGAGCGUUGAUUCCUUUGCAUAAGCCGAAACCCGUUUCUAUGUAUCACCAGCAGUUGUCUUAUUGUAUAAUUCAGUUUGUUGAGAAGGAUUAUAAGCUGGCUGAUACGGUUAUUAGAGGGUUGUUGAAGUAUUGGCCUUUGACUAAUUGUCAGAAGGAAGUUCUAUUCCUUGGAGAACUUGAGGAAGUACUUGAAGCAACGCAGUCUUCUGAGUUCCAACGAUGUAUGGUACCUCUUUUCAGACAGAUCUCACGUUGCCUCAAUAGCCCUCAUUUUCAGGUUGCAGAAAGAGCCCUCUUCUUGUGGAAUAAUGAGCACAUUGUGAGCUUAAUUGCCCAGAAUCGGCAGGUGGUAUUACCAAUUAUCUUUGAGGCAUUGGAGAGGAAUAUCCAAAGUCAUUGGAAUCAGGCUGUUCAUGGGUUGACUGUAAAUGUGCAGAAGAUGUUCUUGGAAAUGGAUGCUGAGUUGUUUGAGGAGUGUCAGAGACAGUUUGCAGAGAAAGAGGCCAGAGCCAAAGAUGUGGAAGAGCAACGAGAAAUGACAUGGAAAAAACUGGCAGAUGUGGCAGCAGAGAGAGGGGGAGACGAUAUGGUUACAGUCUAAACUCAUUUAUCUGAGUUGGUUUAUCCUUCAUAAGAAAUAGUUGGAUCCGGGUUGAUGGCUUUGCUACUGUUCCCUUCUCCAUUCUGGUGGUAUUCUUUUUUCUUUUCCCCCUAAUUUUCUUCUUUCUUUUCAAAAUUUUAUUUUUGGUCUCAAUCUGGUCCUCCAAGUUACCCGUGAAAGAGCAGUCAUUAAAUAUAAUUUAAAAUGUAUGGAAUUUGUUAGUAACAUGCUGCGGAUUAACAAUGAUCAGCGAGGAACGACUUGUAUUUUUUUUUUGUCACGCUAUUUGUUCUUCCAACACAAAAAUUAUCAGAUUUUUUAGUUUGUAUUUGAUAGCGCUACUUUGAAAUUAUUCAAAUUAAGGCAGCUGGAGAUCAACAUGCCUUUGGUUUGGUUGGGUUUCUUGUUACUAAAAACUGAUCGACAGGGCAUUGCCAUUGCAAGUGUAUAACUGUUAGAUAUGUGUGUUUGACAUCGCAAUGUUAGGCUUUGGGAGAUAGGUUGGAUAGAAAUUGAGACAUUGUUCUUGACUUGUUAUGUGAUGAGAUUAGCUCAGUUUCUUCUGUUUCUGAAAAUAAGUUUCAGAAAGCUGUCAAGCCGACAAGGUAUGCAAUCGAAACCGAUUAUGGAACUGAAAAUUUCAAAUGAUUUUUGAACAUGUUCCACACUCUGUUAUGUCAUCUUCUAGAUUGUCUUUUUUCUAUUUUCCUUCCCCUUUAAAUCCAUAUAUACUAAUUUCAAAUUGUCAAUUUUAAUUGUAAAAUCAAAU